Messenger RNA from Aspergillus pseudotamarii, 1270 nucleotides. RefSeq names its product HAD family hydrolase. Bases 125 to 874 code for a protein of 249 amino acids. The transcript has a single exon. Lineage: Eukaryota; Fungi; Ascomycota; Eurotiomycetes; Eurotiales; Aspergillaceae. The record is from RefSeq and is a predicted model, not a curated record.
GUUACAUACAGUCACACAAUCAAACGAUGUAUAUAUACCCAUAACCAACGAGUCUCUAACAAAUAAACCAACCAACCCUCCUAAUGAGGCAGAGUAACCCUAAAACAUAUCAUCCUUAAACACCAUGCCCCAAAACACCCACGAUCUAGACCCAGCCACUAUGCGAACAUUAUUAUCAACCAAAACAUGGUUCGGCUUCGACCUCGACGACACCUUACACGAGUUCCGCAAGGCUUCUGCCCAUGCAUCCUCAGCUGUAUUUACAGCCAUCCAUGAAGAAAACCCAACUGUCAAUAUCGACGACCUGAAAACGUCCUACCGGGACAUACUCGUCUCGACGACAGCGGGUGCAUUCGCGGACGGAAGGACAUCAACCGAGUAUCGCAGAGAACGGUUCUCGCUUCUACUCCGGGCCCAUGGAUUGGAGGUGUCGACGGAGAGAUUGGACCGUCUUUUGGAGGUCUAUGAAGUGGAUCUGCGGACAGCGCUGACGCUGAAACCGGGGGCUCUUCAACUACUUCAACGGAUUAAGGGUCUCGGGAAGAAGGUUAUUGUGAUAACGGAGGGGCCGCAGGAUGCGCAGCGGUGGACUGUGGAGAAACUGGGACUGAGACCGUAUAUUGAUGUGCUUGUCACGACUAAUGAGAUUGGGCAGUCGAAGGUUGAUGGGUUGUUCCCUGCUGUGUUGGAAAGGUAUGGUAUUCUUGCGUCGGAUAUGGUUUAUGUGGGGGAUAAUGAGAAACGGGAUGUUGUACCGGCGCGGGCUGCUGGUAUUUCGGCUGUGCUGUAUGAUGAGAAGGGUGGUUGUUGCUUUGAUGAUCGUGCUGCGCUGAGGCUUGACUCUUUAGCAAAGCUAGCGAAUCUGUUGGGUUAGUUGGCUUUGUAAAAGAUAGGGCUGGGAAGGAUGAAUGUUGAUAGCCUGCUAGUGUACUAGAAUAGAUUGCGUCGUACUCUUGCGUCUAUGGGUGCGGAAAACAUAGAAGUGUGAUGACCCGCCACUAAGACCGUGAUUGAGCUAGCAUAUCGACAGAUCGUGCAUACUGAUCGAUUGCUACAUCCUCAAGAAUUGUGGAUCGCGGAAGGGAUAGUGAGUGUGAUCUCUUGCCAUCCUGGAAUGCAUUAAUGGAAUGAGGAUGGUAUGCGUUAUGUGGGUAUCUAGACUAAUCGUUCGUAUACCGUGGGGAGUGACAAGGGCUCAAGAACUCAGCGUCGACAAGAUUAGACUUUUAAUCAAUGCCACUUGCUUGCUCCCAAGUAGGGCAUAUACUGC